AUGGGAAACAGACCCAAAGACCCACGCCGUGCUUUCUGCACAUUCAUCACCAUCUUCCUUCUCUUAGCAGGUCUUGCAGUUCUCAUAGGCUGGUUAAUUUACAGACCCCACAAGCCCCAGUUCACUGUAGUUGGGGCAGCUAUAUACGACCUUAACACCACAUCCCCACCUUUCAUUUCCACCUCCAUGCAGUUUACUCUUGUCACUAGAAACCCCAACAGGAGGGUCUCAAUCAUGUAUGAUAAACUCACUGCCUAUGUAUCAUACAGGAACCAAGCUAUAACUCCACCACUCGUAUUGCCUCCACUUUAUCAUGAGAAAAAGAGCACAGUGGCCCUGUCUCCGGUGCUUGGCGGGGCAGGGGUGCCGGUGUCAGUGGAAGUUUCAAAUGGGUUGGUGAUGGAUGAGGCAUACGGGGUUGUGGCACUAAGGGUGGUGGUGUUGGGAAGGUUGAGGUGGAAAGCUGGGGUUAUAAAGACUGGGAGAUAUGGGGUUUAUGUGAAGUGUGAUAUCUGGGUGGGUUUGAAGAAGGGUUUUGUUGGGCAGGUGCCUUUGCUUGGGUCUCCACAGUGUAAAGUGGAUAUAUGA
This is a messenger RNA of Dovyalis caffra, 588 nucleotides long. NCBI's taxonomy places the organism in Eukaryota, Viridiplantae, Streptophyta, Magnoliopsida, Malpighiales, Salicaceae. The record is from the annotation of a GenBank genome assembly.